Molecule: messenger RNA, 5448 nt
Organism: Brachypodium distachyon (stiff brome)
Lineage: Eukaryota; Viridiplantae; Streptophyta; Magnoliopsida; Poales; Poaceae
Product: putative disease resistance RPP13-like protein 2
Exons: 13
Coding region: 105-5108 (1667 amino acids)
Biological process (GO): protein phosphorylation; cell surface receptor signaling pathway; defense response to other organism
Molecular function (GO): protein kinase activity; ATP binding; ADP binding
Source: RefSeq, a predicted model, not a curated record
GAGGAGGGAUCUCUCCAGGGACUCGCAGUUGUCCUUGAUGCUCGUCCAGUCCUUGUAUUUCUCCUCGAUCAGCGCCAUCGCCUUCCCCAUGGCGACCUUCGCGAAUGCCGUCGCCGCGGCUUUCUCCAUUGAUGCUGUCCGUGGGCGGCAGCGAGUGCCUGGCUUUGGUGGGUCGGGAAAUCAAGGGGAUUGCCGAUGGAGCCAAGAGACAAGGGAUGGGGGAAAUGGAGGCUUGGACCAGUGCUUCCCAGGGGGCCAUGCGCUCUCUUCCCAUGAAGCUCCAGUGGUUGCUGUCACGCCACUAUGGUCUGCAAGGGGCAGGGCGAAACGAGAUCAACAUCCUGAAAGACGAUCUACAGCAACUGCUAAACAAUUAUUGCAUAGAGCCAUCCGAGGUAGUUGCCCCUGCCUCAAUGGCCGACUGCUGGGCUGACGAGGUGCGCGAACUGUCAUACGAUAUCGACGACUUCAUCGACGAUCUCGUCCAUGGCGCCGGCAGCAUCAAGAAGCUGAAACCGCGGGAGAGUGUCACCGUUGCCAAUGAGAUCUUGGGAUUCAGGGCUCGUGUGGCGCAAGUGAUUCGAUGGCACGAUUGCUAUCUUGCAAACUGUGAGAUGCAGCCUAGCAGCAGUAGCAGAAGUACUUUGGGUAACUGGCCGCCCCCGCCUCCACGCCGACAACAACAUCGCCUUGUUGGUAUGCACAAGAGCUCCAUUAGAGAGAUCCACAGGUUGCUAGCUAAUAAUGGAAAGCCAGAACGGAAGGUGGUGUCCAUUGUUGGGGUUUCCGGGGUCGGUAAAACCACCCUUGCCAGAGAGCUGUACCGUCAGCUCCGACAGCAAUACCAGUGCAAGGCUUUUGUGCAGGCUUCUCGAAAGCCUGACGUGAGGAGGCUCCUCACCAGCAUACUGUCGCAAGUUCGACAGGAUCAGCUACACAGCAAUUGGAAGCUGCAAAAAAUUGUAGAUGAGCUGAAUGCGUACCUAAAAGAUAAGACGUAUUUCAUCAUAAUUGAUGAUUUGUUGUCACCAUCAAUGUGGAAUCUUGUUAACCGUGCUUUGCCAAAGGAUGGUUGCUGCAGUAGAAUACUGGCUACGACCGAAGUUGACGUUGUAGCUCAAAUAUGCUGUGCUGGUAACUCCAAGUACAUAUACAAGAAGGAACUUCUCAGUGAAGAUGAGUCGAGACAAUUAUUUUCCAGCACACUACUUGGCCGUCAAUCCGAAAUUCCUGAACACCUCAAUAAUGUUUUAUAUGAAAUCAUAAAUAGGUGUGGUGGUCUGCCGCUAGCUGUUAUUGCCACGGCCAGUAUUUUAGCAUGCCAGCCAGUCAGCAUAGAACAAUGCAAUUACUUAAGGAAUUCGCUGGAUUUGGGUCUGAUCACAGAUCCUAAUUUGGAAGGGGUGAAACAAGUCCUGAACCUCGGUUACAACAGCCUUCCUCACUGUUUGAAAGGAUGCAUGCUAUAUCUGAGUCUUUAUGAGGAGGACUGUAUAAUCUGGAAGGAUGAUUUAAUGAAGCAGUGGAUAGCUGAAGGUUUUAUCUGUGCAGGGGAAGGGGAUACCAGCAGGGAGGAGACUGCAGGGAGCUAUUUUGACGAGCUUGUUAACAGGGGAAUGAUCCAACCUGAAGAUAUCAACUGCAAUGAUGAAGUGUUGUCCUGUACAGUGCACCGCAUGGUACAUCAGUUUAUUAGAGACAAGUCCAUAGAAAAGAAUUUCAGCAUUGCCAUAGAUGAUUCCCAGACCUCUAUAAGACAUGCUGAAAAGGUCCGUAGGUUGGGUCUCAACUUCAGCAAUGCGGAAGAUGCAACACUGACGGCGACUCUGAGACUGUCGCGAGUCCGAUCACUUGCCUUUUCUGGAUUGCUCAAGUGCAUGCCUUCUAUUGUGAAGUUUCGGUUUCUUCAGGUUCUGAUCCUUAAAUUACUAUUUGAACCUGUUGACAUGAGUGACAACCUCACUGAACCUGAUGGUGUGAGUUUCAACCUCACUGGAAUUUUGGCACUGUUUCGACUGAAAUAUUUGAGUAUUGGUGUGUCUCAAUCUCAUGUGACUGUGGAGCUUCCAACCCAGAUGCAACAGCUAAAAGAAUUGGUGGCCUUGGAAAUUCAAGCAAAACUAACUGCAGCACUUCCAUCAGAUACUUUCGAUCUGCCAGCCGGUUUGUUGUACCUCCGUCUUCCUAGCGAAACUCCUCUGCCUGACAGCAUUCGCUGGAUGAGAUCUCUUCGCACUCUGGGGUAUCUCGAUCUGAGCAUGAACUCAAGAUGCAAUCUGAUGAACAUUUGCAACCUGACCAAUCUUCAGGAGCUUCAUCUCACCUGUUCUACGGUGCAAUCUGGCAAUCUGGAGGACAAAAUGCGACUCCUUGGCUCAGCCCUGGUGGAGCUAAGAAACCUGAAAUGUUUAACUCUGGCACCUGCUGCAGGAUCCUCUCGUGUUGAUAGUCCUAAUGCCGCUGUUGCUUCAAGCAUUAGAAUUUCUUUUGAUGUUUUCACCUUUCUAUCCCCUCCCGCACUUAUUGAGAGACUCGACUUAUCUCGGCGCUGUUGCAUCUUCUCGAGCUUACCUGACUGGACCAAUAAACUUGCUAAGCUCUGUAUUUUGAAGAUUGCAGUUGGGAAGCUGCUGACACAUGACAUUGAUGUUCUUGGAGGAUUUCUUUCACUCACUGCUCUCUCGCUGUAUAUCGAGGCAGCGCCUGCAGAAAUGAUCUUCUUCGGAAAGGCAGGUUUCUCAGUUCUUAGAUACUUCAAGUUCAGGUGCAGAGGCAGAGUACCUUUCGUGAAAUUUGAGGCAGGUGCAAUGCCCAAGCUUCAGAAGCUCAAGCUAGGUUUCAAUGCCCCUGCUGUGGACCAACAUAGUGCAGCACCUAUCAACAUCGAGCAUUUGUCAAGCCUAGUAGAGAUCUCCGCAAAAAUUAGGGGAGCAGGUACUGAUGCAGAGUCUGCCUUGACAACUGCAGUUAACAAUCAUCUAAGCAAUCCUAGUAUCGACGUAGAUUUGGUGGAUUGCGUCAUUUAUGGCGAGGAAGGUAUAAUUAUGGGCAAAAAAGGGGAAGAACACAUGGCUCCAGACCAACAAGAUGCCAUCGUGGAGGUAGAAAACCAAGAUGAAUGCAACACUCAAGUCGAGAACAAAGGGGGAGAUAAGAACACCAGGUACGAACUUUCCUUCAAAAAGGAGGAGUUUGUGUUCUCUUCUUCUUCUUUUGAAAUUAUCAAUGAUUAUGGCGAGGAAGGUAUAAUUAUGGGCAAAAAAGGGGAAGAACACAUGGCUCCAGACCAACAAGAUGCCAUCGUGGAGGUAGAAAACCAAGAUGAAUGCAACACUCAAGUCGAGAACAAAGGGGGAGAUAAGAACACCAGAUUGGGAUUGGAUAUGCUCCUCGAUCGUAAAAUCAGGAUGGCCGAUACAUUGACGACGGUUCUCGAGCUUGGGUCGAAGAUCAAGGAGGUGGUGGAUAAGGUGAGGCACAACAAGCAUGAUUGCCGUAGGACUGGAUCGCUUGUGGAGAGACUAUGUGCCAUUCUGGCACCGUUGGAGGAGGAAGUUAUCAGGGGGGCGGAGAUGAGCGCUGCCCUCGACGCACUCGAAGAGCACCUGGGCCGGGCUCUUGAACUCAUUUCUUCCUGCAAGGAGAGGCGUACCGUCGCCAGGCAACCCUUCAGGCUCAGGAAAAUUUCCAGACAGUUGCAGGAAGUCAACAGGGAUAUCAUCGAUCAGAUGGUGGUCAUCACCCUUGCUUCAGAAAAUAAUGUUGUCGUUCCUAUUAGACAUUUUCAAGAUGGUGCUCGUAUGUCUCCUCCAGAGGCAGUCAAAGAGAAGCUGGGGUCAUUUUCUAGUCAUUCAGACCCUGAACUGAUGACUGAAGAAAGAGUUGUUGACGACAUUGAAUCAGUAGGGGUUUCAGAAACAACUGAGCCCAAGCAAGCUGCUAAUUCCUUUGCCAGCUUUAGUAGAUACGGCUCUGGAGGUACUAAAGUGUUGCCCAAAAGAAGGCAUCAAUUUAGGUGGCCUUCUUGGUGGGCUCAGAAGGAGACAACUAGCUUGGUUGACAGGCUCAUUGGUCAUGAAGGAAUAGCAGGAUUUACAAUAUUCAGUUUCUCUCAGCUGGCUGCAUCGACAAAUGAUUUCUCGCAUGGCAACAAAAUUGGAAGGGGUGGUUAUGGUUCUGUUUACAAGGCUUGGGGUUCCCCUACCUGGUUUUACGAAGCCCGGCCUGGCCCGACGAAUGCUCAGGGCCAAUUGCCAAGUGGUCUAGAUGUUGCAAUAAAAAUUAAUGACAAGUACACAUCUCAUAGACCUGAUUUUGAAAAUGAAGUGCGAAUUACCUCAAAACUCCAGCAUGCAAAUAUCAUUAAACUUCUGGGAUGCUGCAUGGAAGGAGACAAGAAGAUAUUAGUCUACGAAUAUAUGCCAAAUGGAAGUUUGGACUGUCUAAUUGAGGAGGGAAAAGGUCUCCAGAUCAAUUGGCCUAUAUGGUUUGGCAUAGUUAAAGGGGUAGCUCAAGGUGUAGUCUAUCUACACCAGCACUCCCGACUACGCGUAAUUCAUGGGGAUCUGAAACCAAGCAAUGUUUUCUUGGAUUGUCAUAUGACUCCUAGGAUUGCUGAUUUUGGCAUUUCUGAAGUAUUAAGUUCAGGUUUAGAUGAAAAAGAGACAUCUCAUGUGUCAGGAACUCUCGGUUAUCUUGAUCCUGAAUAUAUUAGCUCAGGCAUUAUCUCCACCAUGAGCGAUUUGUAUGCCUUUGGUGUCACUCUUCUCCGGAUAAUCAGUUUAAGACAGCCAUAUACAAAUUUUCUAGAGAGACGACAAAGCUUGGUUGUUCAUGCAUGGAAGUUAUGGUCAACUGGGAGAACAAUGGAGCUGAUACAACCAUUGUUGCAUGAUGAACCUGCAAUAAGUGAUAUACUCAGGUGCGUUCAGAUAGCGCUGUUGUGUGUUCAAGAGCAUCGGGAAGACAGGCCCACCAUGUCAGAGGUUCUCCACAUGCUGAACUGUGGGAGUGUCUCCUUACCUGUUCCCAAUCCUCCGAUGCAGCAAGUCAACGAGGAGUCUGCCCCGAAUUCCCCGGAGCAACAAGUGCAAUGUCUAACUAUGUGACAUCGUUAUCUUUAAGCUUGUUUUCUUCCUAGGAUUUUUUCUGGUGAUGUGUAAUUGACAACUUAAGCCGUCUUUCAUGCAAUCACGCGGCGCAAGAGAUAUGACGGUCUUAAUUAGCAUAAGAGAGAUGUGUAGCAGUAUUGAAAGUGCGAGUAUGGUCUAGUGCUUAAGACUGCAGGGCUCCUGUUUCUGCCAGAACAGAUUUGUAAAACAAGUUGUAACCUUCUAGAAGAGUGAUGUUUCUGUUAUGGGGGGUGGAGGCAGCUGAACAUGAAAGACUGGCCGGCUUGUUCAUGUUGCCAAGUGGGGGAAUUUCCCUUGGAAGUAUCCGACGUCCGUA